Messenger RNA from Maudiozyma saulgeensis, 1968 nucleotides. The record is from the annotation of a GenBank genome assembly. NCBI's taxonomy places the organism in Eukaryota, Fungi, Ascomycota, Saccharomycetes, Saccharomycetales, Saccharomycetaceae.
AUGACUUCAGAUAUUUCAAAUACAACUACUACCGGGAAUAAUAAUAACAAUAAUAUGAAUGAUGAUAGUACAAUCAUAGAAACAGAUAGAGUAUUUAUAUCAUAUAAUCCAAUAUCAAGGUUACAUAAUUUAAAUAAUUGUGAAAUCAUAAAUGAAUUAGGUACAGGAUAUUUUAGUAAAGUUAAAAAAGGUUUUGUAUAUUCAUGUAAUAAAUUGGUGGCAGUUAAAAUUUUAAAUAAAAGUUUUGAAAACAAUAAUUUAAUAAUUAAUAAUGAAAUUAAAAUCUUUAAACUAAUUAAUAAUAAAAAUAAUAAUAUUAUUAAACUAUUUGAAAUUAUUAAUGACAUUAAAUCAAAAAAAAUUUAUUUGGUUUUAGAAUAUUGUUCAAUUGGUGAAAUAAAAUGGCAUUCAAAUGAUAUUCAUGCUAUUAAAUCAAUUGGUCCAUCACAAUUCACAAUAUUAAGAUGUAGAGAAAUGUUUACAGAUAUUAUUAAAGGUUUAAAAUUUUUACAUGAUUUAAAUAUUAUCCAUCGAGAUAUUAAACCAUCAAAUUUAUUAAUUGAUAGAUAUGGUACUGUUAAAAUUUCAGAUUUUGGUAUAUCAAAAAUAAUUUCAUUAUCUGAAAACAAUUACUUGAAUUUCUUUAAUAAAACUGUUGGUACUCCAGUAUUUUAUUCACCCGAGAUUUGUUUAGGUAAUGAAACUUGGUCAAUUUUUAAUAUUUCAAAAGAUGAUAUGAAUGAUAAUGAUUCAUUUUUAAAUAUUGCAUUUAAAUCAGAUAUUUGGGCACUUGGAAUAACUUUAUUUUGCGUAAUUUUUGGUAAAAUACCAUUUUAUACAAAAUUCGAAUUAGAUUUAUUUGAAAUGAUUAUUAAUAAUGAUCCAAAUUAUCCAACAAUUGAUUCAAUUAAAUUAAUUCAAUCGGAUAAUGAAAAGAUUCCAAAUGAUGAAGAAUAUAAAAUGAUUAAAUCAUUAUUUUUAAAAUUAUUGAAAAAAAACCCAUUGGAGAGACCAUCUAUUAAUGAUUUGCAAAAUGAUCCAUUUGUAUUACCUGAAAGAUAUAAAUCAGAAUUGGUUACACAGGAAGCUCUAAUGAAUUAUGAUUUGGAUUUGUCAAUCUCAGAAGAUUUCUCAGAAGAAGAAGAAAAAGAUAACGAUAAUAACAAUAACAAUAACAAUAAUUAUAAUGAUGAAAAUCCGAUAUUUAAAAAUAGAGCCGUGGAUUUACCUAUGUGUUCAUCGUUUUCAUCCUUAGAUAGUUUCUACACAGAAUCGUAUUUUACGAAUCAACCACAACAACAACCACAGCAACUGGACAAUGGUUCAUAUACGUUAAAGAGACCGAAUUUAAAACAUUCAAUGUCAUCUAAUUUAAUGAUGACACCAUUGGAGAAUGUUGAUACCGGCAGUAAACGUUCAGCAUCUUCAACGUCAUCUAUUGUACAUUUCACUAGUACAAAAUCAAAUUAUACAAAUCAAUACAAUGGGAUAAGGAGCUGGACUCCUGAAUUUAUAAGUGGAACACCAAGUGAAAUACCAAGUGCCAUGAAUAUUCCCUUGAUUGGUGAUCUUGAUAAUAAUGAUCCUAAUGUUUUAUCAAUUAAUGAUCAACAUUCUAUUAAAAAAUCUAACGAUUCUCUAGAACAAGAACAAAACAUUAAAAGAGGUGAUUUUUUUAAUACAACUACUACUAACACUAGUGACAACAAUAAAAUUUCAAAUAAUAAUUUGAUAUCUUCCUCUAUGUCAUCAUUUUCAUCUUUACAAUCAUCUUUAUCUCAGGAAAAUUCAGAACUGGUAAUGACUUCGGAAAAUGUAAGUCUAAACAACAUAUUAAUUCAACCAAGAGGAAAUUAUGACUUAACACCUGAGAAAGUUGACGAUGUCCAUGAAUCUGACGAUGAAUUAUUCUUUGAAAUUAGUCCCAGUAAGGCACGUAGAGGUCGUCGUGGAAGAACUUCAAAUUAA